AAUCAAAUGAAUGAAAUUUUAAACAGCCUUGAUUAGAAGAAAUGAAUUCUUUGAGUUGUUAUGUGUGCAUCAACCAAUAUGUUUAAUAGGCAGCUUAAUACAGCGCAUAUUCUUGCCGAGCAAUAUCGAUAAGUUCAGUCUUACAUGCUUUAAUGUGGGCGUAUUUUAGUUUUGUAAUAAUUUAUGGAUUUAGUUUGAUAUCGUUCUGCCCAGCACAUUCGACACAGAUGGCAACGCCACCGCGCGCUUUGGAUACCAUCUCGCUAUGCUCCACCGUGUCCAGUUGCCCCGAUCGCAAUGGUUUCUAUGGCGGAUUCCAGCGCACCGACAAACCCAAGGAGCCGCUAUCCAAAGCACAAAUCAUAGCGCGAGAAAAGAAAUGGCUUUAUAUGAUUGAGAAUUGGUCCAUUUAUAUGUCCAAGAACUAUAAAAAGAUACGUGACAGAUGCCGCAAGGGCAUACCUAAAUCUGUGCGUCCCAGGGCUUGGUUUUAUCUAUCCGGCGCGUAUUUGCUGAAGAAAAAGAAUCCGAAUGUAUACGUGGAGCUGCUCAAGAAUCCGGGCAAUCCCUCGACCAUAGAGGAGAUCAAAAAAGAUAAGCAUCGUCAGUUUCCGUUUCACGAAAUGUUUCUCGACGAGCAGAAGGUGGGCCAAAUCGAGCUAUUUAAUGUGCUGAAGGCCUAUUCGAUAUAUAAUCCCAAGGUGGGCUUUUGUCAAGCGCAAGCGCCAAUAGCCGCAUUCCUAUUGAUGCAUUUGCCGGCAGAGGAUGCCUUUUGGGUAUUUGUAAGCGUAUGUGAUGUUUACUUGCAGGAUUAUUUUAUACCUGGUCUCGAGGUGAUACAAAACGAUGCGGGCAUAUUGGAGGGCCUGCUUAAGAAAACCUGCCCACCCGUCUAUCGUCAUCUGCAGAAGCACAAAGUGGAGCCGCUGCUUUAUAUGACCGAUUGGUUUCUGUGCGCCAUGACUCGCACCUUGCCCUGGGAGACGCUCUUGCGUGUCUGGGAUUGCUUUCUCGCCGAGGGCAUACGCGUCAUCUUCAAGGUGGCCCUGGUAAUCAUUGGCGCCUCGCUCAGCCGGCACAAGGUGCGCAAAACGUGCACAGGUUUGUGUGAAACGCUCGCAGUGUUGCGCUCCCCGCCCGAACACAUUAUGGAGGAGGAAUUCGUCAUAAACAAUAUGAUGCGGCUCAAUUUGCGUGUCGAGGACUUUCAAAUAGAGCAUACGCGUCAGAAGGUGCGACGUGCCAAGCAAAAGGCGCAACAGGACGGAGCAGCGGGUAGCGGAGAUGCCAGCACCAGCAGCAGCAAUGGCAGACGCAAUAUGCCCACGCUGUGAGGCUCCGCAAUAAGAAUAGAAAACCAACAACAAAAUUGUUACUAAGGAAACACACACACAAUACAUAAGUUUCAUAUAUUAUAUAAAAAACAAAUCUAAAUGCAAAGUCGAAUAAUGAGAAUGGCGUGCACAAAAGAAAAGGAACUGACAUGUAAACUUCGAAACGAUUAUGGGGAAAACCACAAUGAAAAACUGUUUAAACAACAGUCAAUUAGCUAACUUUCAUUCCAUGCACAUACGAUAAUGUAUUUGGCAAAAGAAAACAACCGUUUUUUUAAUAUUAAAAAGGAAAAUAUUUUUUUCUAAUUUGUAUUUUAUUAAUUUACAUUAUUUUAACAAGUAGUUGCAAUUAUUAUGUGCGUGCAAUUUGUUUAUGCUUUUCAAAAGUAUUUAUUAUUAUUUAUUGUACUACAUAAAACUAAACAAAAACAAACGAGAAAUCAAUUUUAGACUUAGCGUUCUAUUAAACCGUAAACAUAUCGUAUUAUUAUCAUAUUAAAUUUAAUUACAAUCACAUUUCAUUGACAGCUGCAAUGACACAUGAAUUCUCGAUCUGUAUUACAAAUAUACUAUGUAUAUAUAUUGAUUUAUAUAUAUAUGUAUUAUUUUACUAUUAAAUGUUUAACUUCUUUUUCGGUAUGUUUUUAACAAAUGCAAAUAUGUCGUUGAUAUAUACAUACACACAUACACAUAUUAAAUUGAAAAACACUUUUGUGGGGUAGUUAUAGGGGGUCGUUACUCGAAAUUAUUAAUGAAAAAAUAAAUGAAAAUACUAU
Molecule: messenger RNA, 2110 nt
Organism: Drosophila novamexicana
Lineage: Eukaryota; Metazoa; Arthropoda; Insecta; Diptera; Drosophilidae
Gene: wkd
Product: TBC1 domain family member whacked
Exons: 3
Coding region: 153-1334 (393 amino acids)
Source: RefSeq, a predicted model, not a curated record